Molecule: messenger RNA, 384 nt
Organism: Gongylonema pulchrum
Lineage: Eukaryota; Metazoa; Nematoda; Chromadorea; Rhabditida; Gongylonematidae
Source: the annotation of a GenBank genome assembly
GACACAGCAGGGCAGGAGCGUUUUCGAACACUUACACCAAGCUAUUACAGAGGGGCACAAGGAGUGAUAUGUGUGUACGAUGUGUCGAAUCGGCAAACUUUCGAACGGCUGGGACACUGGAUGCAUGAAGUGGACGUCUAUUCAACCAAAUCUGACGCCGUGAAAAUGCUUGUUGGCAACAAAAUUGAUAUUUCAAAUCGAGAAGUGAGUCGUGAGGAGGGACUCGAAUUUGCCAAGAAAUAUCGUAUGUUGUUUAUUGAGGCAAGUGCAAAAACUCGUGAAGGUGUACAGUGCGCAUUCGAAGAACUCAUUGAAAAGGUUUUCCCUUUUUUUCGUUUUGCUUUUUGGCAUGUGCAACCGACAGGAAAAAAUUUUAAAUUCUGA